AUGUAUCAUUACUCCAGCCCACCACCCGGGUGGACUGCCUACGACUACACCCAGUCGCCACCCACCUCGCCUUACUACGCUCAAUAUGCCUCGCAAUAUGCCAACACCUAUGCUUCACCCCGAGGAACAGGAACAUCGCGACGACACACCCGCAAGGCCAGCUACACGGCCACCAAAGAACCGGGCUGGUACUCGGGCUACCCGCAAAGUUACUACGAACCCACGCCCGACUACGGCAUCCCGUCGCGAAAGCACGAUCAUGUAAGUGCUUCCUUUGCGGCAAUGCCGAAACACCGUCGCACCCACACAACCGACUAUCCGACGGGGGGUGGCUUUGGUUCCGGGUUCGCAUUUGGAUUCGACUCGCAAUCGCAGCAACGACCCAUCUUUGUUGAUGUGGGCGGAGAUGCAUUCGAUGUUCAUCUCCCACGCUGCGCCUUUCGCGAAGCCCGUCCGGCUCGCUCUGGCCGCCCCCCGGCCUCGACCUUCAAACAUGCAGACCAGACCCGUGAGGGUCCGGCCAAGCAUCGUCGCACCACAUCGGCUUCGCACCGCAAAUCAAACCCAGCCGCUGAUUCUCACUUUUACUUCAACCAGGUUCCUAACAACGAGGAUUACGAAUCAGCGGCCCGUCGCACUCGUCACCGUCGCCAGUCCACUUCAACCCGCACUCCCAACAAGCCCAAGCCUGCGCCCGCCUCUAAGCCGCCACCCGUCGCCACCGAGGAGGAUGCCGAGAACGCAGGCAUCCCACCCGGCUAUUCGAUCAAGAACUGGGACCCAACGGAGGCUCCUAUCAUUCUUCUAGGCAGUGUAUUCGACGCCAACUCCCUCGGCAAGUGGAUCUACGACUGGACGGUUUUUCACCAUGGCGCAUCGACACCCAUGGCUGACGUGGCAGGCGACCUGUGGCUAUUGCUGAUCAAGUUGGCGGGAAAGGUGAAGCGAGCGGACGAGUGUCUCCCGCGCAUCCAGCGCGUCGAGGCGCAGGAGGUCGUCGAGGACUUUUUAGAAAGUGGCGACCGCCUCUGGAACCGAUUCAAGAAGCUGCUCAAGGCAUGUGAGCUAUACAUGUGGAAAGCCGCUAAAAGGGAAAGUGGUGGCAAAGGUGCGCCCGUAUCGAUGGGCCGCAAUUCAGGCUGUGAAUUUGUCGAGUCGAUCUUCGGCCGCGAUCGCGAGCUGGAGAAUACCGAGAAGCUGAUGAAUAGUAUUCGACUUUGGAACAUGCGAUUCGACGCCAACUGUGAGGAAAUCUUGCGCCGUCCGUCGGCCAAAUAG
Molecule: messenger RNA, 1278 nt
Organism: Penicillium waksmanii
Lineage: Eukaryota; Fungi; Ascomycota; Eurotiomycetes; Eurotiales; Aspergillaceae
Exons: 1
Coding region: 1-1278 (425 amino acids)
Source: RefSeq, a predicted model, not a curated record